This is a messenger RNA of Nerophis lumbriciformis (worm pipefish), 2280 nucleotides long. Lineage: Eukaryota; Metazoa; Chordata; Actinopteri; Syngnathiformes; Syngnathidae. The record is from RefSeq and is a predicted model, not a curated record.
AUGAACUGGAGGUUUAUUGAGGUCAUCUGCUUCCUGUUUAUAUGGGACCAUAUAACAGUUCAGUCUUCCCGCCAAGACCCGUUGGCAACUGAGCAACAUGUUGCCAAGCAGUAUGACUGGCUCAUCUCCGACCGUGGGCCGUUCCACCACUCCCGCAGUUAUCUGUCCUUUGUGGACAGAUUCCGCCAAGGAUUCACGACCAGAUAUAAAAUUUAUAGGGAAUUUGCACGUUGGAAGGUGAGGAACACAGCCAUUGAGAGGCGGGACCUGAUCCGGAACCCCGUGCCACUCAUGCCCGAGUUCCAGCGCAGCGUCCGCCUGCUGGGCCGAAGACCGACCACACAGCAGUUCAUUCACACCAUCAUUAAAAAAUAUGGGACCCACAUUCUCAUCUCAGCCACGCUGGGAGGGGAGGAGGCAUUGACAAUGUACCUGGCUAAAAACAAGCUGGACAGGAAGCUCGCCAAUGCCACUCAAAAUGUGGAAGCCCUACAUCAGCUGGCUUCAUCCUACUUUAUUGACCGCGAUGGCACGAUGAGGAAGCUGCAUGAAAUCCAGAUAUCCACCAAUGCCAUCAAGGUGACGGAGACACGCACGGGGCCACUGGGAUGCAGCAGCUACGACAAUCUGGACUCGGUCAGCUCCGUCCUGCUGCAGAGCCCCGAGAGCAAACUUCAUCUGCAAGGUCUUCAGGUAAUCUUCCCGGAGUACCUGCAGGAAAAGUUUGUCCAGUCAGCUUUGAGUUAUAUUAUGUGCAAUGGAGAAGGGGAGUACCUGUGCCGCAACAACCACUGCAUCUGCCAGUGUGCUGACGAGUAUCCCCAGUGCAACUGUCCCAUCACCGAUAUCCAAAUAAUGGAAAACACAAUGCUGGGCAUGGCUGAGUCAUGGGCAUCCUCUUACAAAGACUUUGAGAACUCUGAUGAAUUCAAGUCCUUCCUGAAGAGACUGCCUUCCACUCACUUCCUACCUAUUAACAGCGUGCACUUGCUGUGGGGCAGCGACUGGGACCUGCAGGCUCGCUACAGGCUACUUCAGAGCUCCCUUGAGGUCCAGCGUCUCAAGAUCCGGCGUACUGCCCGCAAGCUCUUUGGCCUCAGCAUCCGCUGUCACCACAAUCCUAACCACCAGAUGCCCAGGGAGAGGUCUGUGAUGCAGUGGCUCAACAGGGUUCAGUCCUUUCUCUACUGCAAUGAGAACGGCUUUUGGGGAACCUUCCUGGAAAGCCAGAGGACAUGCGUGUGCCACACCGGCGUCACUCUUUGCCAGCGACCUAUCCCUUGCGUUAUCGGGGGCAACAACAGCUGUGCCAUGUGCAGCUUGGCCAACAUUUCGCAGUGUGGCUCAUGCAACAAAGGCUACAAGCUGUACCGUGGCCGUUGCGAGCCUCAAAACGUGGACUCUGAGCGCAGUGAGCAAUUCAUCAGCUUUGAAACGGACCUGGACUUUCAGGACUUGGAACUGAAGUAUCUGCUGCAGAAAAUGGACUCGCGACUGUACAUCCACACCACGUUCAUCAGCAAUGAGAUCCGCCUUGAAACAUUUUUUGACCCGCGGUGGCGUAAGCGCAUGUCCCUGACGCUCAAAAGCAACAAAAACCGCAUGGACUACCUCCACAUGAUCAUCGGCCUGUCAAUGAAAAUCUGCCAGAUGCGGAACAGCAGCAUCGACCCGAUGUUCUUUGUCUACGUCAACCCGUUCAGUGGUAGCCACUCGGAAGGCUGGAGUAUGCCAUUCGGUGAGCACGGUUAUCCCCGCUGGGAAAAGGUGCGCCUGCAGAACUCCCAGUGCUUCAACUGGACCUUGUUGCUGGGCAAUCGCUGGAAGACCUUCUUCGAGACCGUACACAUCUACCUAAGGAGCCGAGCCAAGAUCCCCACCGGCCUCCGCAAUGACACGGGUCCCGUUGAUCUGGCAGAUCCCAACAAGCGGCAGAUCUACAUCAAAAUAUCCGACAUCCAAGUGUUUGGCUACAGCCUGCGCUUCAACGCGGACCUGCUCCGCAGCGCCGUGCAACAGGUGAACCAGUCGUACACACAGGGAAGUCAAUUCUACUCGUCGUCGUCAGUCAUGCUCCUGUUACUUGACAUACGUGAUCGGAUUAACCGCCUGGCCCCACCGUCUGCGCCCGGGAAACCCCAGCUGGACCUCUUUUCCUGUAUGCUGAAGCAUCGACUCAAGCUGAACAACAGCGAGAUGAUUCGGGUCAAUCACGCCUUGGACAUGUACAGCACAGAGAUACUAAAACAAUCAGAUCAUCUGACUGCAAAACUGUGUUGA